AACUCUUCAUCUAACAACGUUAGCCCCACUCUCACCUGCCUUUCCAUCGACCAGUUGUCUGGACACCUUACCAUGUUGGCCGUCACCCGGUUGUCCAAUUCCUCAUCACAAGUCGACGGGAAUCACUAGGAUGAUUGAGACAUCCACCGAUGAUCUAUUCGAGUGAUCAUGCUAUGCGCUAUGAUACUCACCCGGGAGACACAUAAAUAGCCCAGUCUAUAUUCUAAGAUGUCGUUCUUUGUCUGGUACCACCCUCAACAAAACUCUCCCCUAACGCUGCUUCAGCCUGGUGCUGAAGCUUUGUAUAUUCACGAUCCUUUCUCACGACUCACGACCCGCGAUUUGCCUUCGACGCCAUUUCAGCUCUGAAGGCUACCGUUGACGAUAGAAGACUUGUACUGAAAGAAAAUGCAGUUGAAGGCGUUUCUCGCUACUGGUCUCGUCCCCGUUGCUCUCGUUCAUGGUCUUCCGUAUGUGGGACGAUCCAACCCUGGCUACAGUGGAUGAUUUCCUGAAUAACAUAUCAAAUGAUUUCAACUCUGUCUUGGACUCUCUCAACCAAAGACUGACGCAAGCUCAUGCAAUGCAGCAGAUGAAUAGCAUUCUUUCGCAGGCCCCACCAGGAGUCGGAGCAGCUAUCGUCACCUCGAACGGUAUCCCCCAGAUCCAGCUCACCUCUAUGAACGGUCCAGCCAUCACUUUGGCUACAGGAUCAGGAGCGGUAACGACGACAUUUGCCGGAAUGACUUUCACGAUCGCCACUCCCUCAAGUACGACCGCUCCUGUUACGACAUCGACAUCGACGCCUGCCUCUUCAUCUUCCGGAUCUUCGUCUGCGUCGACCAGCUCAACAUCGUCAUCGUCAUCGUUAAUUUCGUCAGCAUCUUCGACAAGUGCAUCCCUCUCGUCCGCUACCUCAACUGCCCCUGCCUCGACAUCUACAUCGAGCUCAUCGAGUGCGUCGGAUAGCUCCUCUAUGUCGACAUCAACGGAUUCCUCCGCCUCAGCGACAGCCUCGCCUCAAAACCUGAACGUUGAAUCCAAUGACGCUUCGGCACCGGGAUACAAUAUGGUCGUACCUGCUCUCAGUGCAAUAGCCGGCGUCCUUGCUGGAGGUUUUCUCGUUCUUUAAAAUGCAGAGACACGGUUGAUGGUGACCGCGACCUACUUAUCGCUGGAAGACGGGAAGGAUACAGGAGAUGUUGUGAGAUACAGGAACAAUUGUGCACAGUGUUGUCAUACGAGCUGCAUCAUCUGCGGUUGUGAAUAUCAUCCCAUUGCGUUGUGGGAGUAUUUGCUAUGUCAUUGAACAAGUUUGCUGAAGCGAAAACUAGCGAUGAGUAUAUCUGAACACAUUGAGCAUACGGCCCCAGAUAGUGUAACGUUUAUAUAUGUGCAAUAAUGACGUCCAAAUUCUCCUCUUUCC
Somion occarium is the source of this 1426-nucleotide messenger RNA. The record is from the annotation of a GenBank genome assembly. Lineage: Eukaryota; Fungi; Basidiomycota; Agaricomycetes; Polyporales; Cerrenaceae.